Molecule: messenger RNA, 2342 nt
Organism: Microbotryum saponariae
Lineage: Eukaryota; Fungi; Basidiomycota; Microbotryomycetes; Microbotryales; Microbotryaceae
Source: the annotation of a GenBank genome assembly
AUGUCGCAAUCAGGCCACAACGAGCAGACGCUCGCCCAGGGUCGUGACGCAGCCACUGGAGGUCAGCCGCAGCGCCUCGCUGUGCAUAUUCAAGAGCUCGUGUCCGUCUUGAGUUGUCGUGGCGAUUCAUCCGUUCAGCAUAGCCGUAGCUCGCUCUUCUACGCCUUCUUUCACUACGUCGCGGGCAACACGCUUGCUUUCCUGACGACCCUCGUCGUUGCACCUGCUUCGAUUUUGUUCGACCCUCUCUCUACGAUUGCAACCCUAAUCAUUUACCCGGUAAGCUUCAACUGAUUAGAUGGGGUUCUUGGUUGUGCUUUUGAUUUGCUACGACCGAAUCGUCGGCGGUGACGGAAGGUCGUUCGCUCGCAGUCUUCGAGGGGCCCCACUUCAAGGGCCGCGCCGCCCGAGAGGAGCUCACGCUCCCUGCCACCUGCUGGACUCGCCCUGCAUAAUAAAGUUUUCAACCCAAAUUAACCGACUGAAUACUUUUCUCAAAGGGCAUCUACAUGAUCCUGUUCGUUGCGAUCUUUGGGCUCUACCUUGCUUCGAGCAUCGGCGGAUCGGCGCUGAUCAACUACAUCAGCCGCAAGUACGCCGAUGGGUACAGCGCAGUCAACUGGGCCUCUCCCGCACUGAUAAACUCUGCUCAAUCGGCGAAUACGAUCCGAUCGGCUCGUGCGACUCUCGGAGGGCUGAAGACGACUUUCCCCGACGCCAUAGCACCGGGAGCGCUCCCUAGCUCACCCCCCAAGACGAACCGCAUCUUUGACCUCGAUGUCGCAAAAGCGUGCCUGAGUAUGUGUGCUCUCGUAUACGAGCGCGACGACAAGCUCGUCGAGAAGGCCGUAGCCAAGGCUGCUCGGGGUGAUCUUCAAGGCGCCGAGGUACUUCUGCUCGACAGUGAGACCACCAUUCGGGAACAAGCGGCCAAGUGGGGCUUGAACUACGAAGGCAUCUCUGAUCUCUCGUCUACGAGUGGCCCCUUUGCAAGUGCCUUCUACACGCAAUCAGGUGAGGAGAAGCCCUUUAUCGUUCUAGUCUUUAAGGGCACGACGCCGAGCAAGUAAGUGCAUUGCUUUGGGACACCAUCCCCAUUGCUCCGAGGGGCCUGACCACUCUUCGCUGCACAGCUACGCCGAGUUUUUGACUAAUGCUACGAUCACACGCAUCAACGCGACAAGCUGGUUCGGCGAUGGCACUGUUCACGAAGGUUUUGCGACCUCGCUCUUCCCCAUGUUCGAUGAGCGCACCGACGGUUUCGGGCAGAUCCUGUUCCAGGUGGGAGGCAGCUUCGCUUGACUCGGACUCUGCGCAGGGAGCGCCGGGGUGCCAGGAGCCGACGCGCUGACCACCCCACCGCCUUGGAUUUGAUCACACCAGCUGAAGCACAUCGCGGAAACGUUGUCACCGGACCCCGAAAGCUCGCCUGUUCCUCUCUUCGUCACCGGUCAUUCUCUCGGCUCUGCCCUUGCUUCGUUGUUGUACACGCGACUGUUGCGUGUUCCCUGCGACCUCGGGAAGGGUAUCGUGCUCAGGGACUGCUACCUCUACGGAACCCCUCGUGUAAGUUACUCGCGUUGAGAGAGUCUCUUGCUUGGGGGUUCCGGUGAAGCGUGCCUCAUCGACACAUCUUUGCUUCCUGCAACAGCUCGGAGAUGCCCAGUUCGCUGCCAAGUUUGAAGAGUCGACCAUCAGUGAGUAAUGUGGCUCGGCCCCGCCAAGUGCCAGCGCGAAUGAACACUCAUCCGCUCCUCUUCACAGCCCCCAUCAACCGUCCCAACAUUAUGUGGCGUGUUAAGAACAAUCGAGACAUCGUGACCCGGAUCCCUCCCGGCUUUGCUCGCCCUCAGGCCGCUGGCAUGGUCGGCACCUCGAUGUCGGUCCUCAAUUACGCCCACAUCGGGGUGGAGAUCUACCUUAGGCCCAACAAAGCACCCUAUUAUGAGCCGGACACCACCCAACUACACCAUGCGACGCGUGUCGUCAUCGUCAAAGAUGGUUCGCAACAUCGUCCCAUGAGCUCACGCUCGGUCGCCUACAAUUCGAGCUAUACCAACGCACUUCGUUGGGCGAUGUGCUUUCUUUUGCCCGACUUCGCGUGGGAUCACCUCCCUGCUUCGUACGCUCAAGUGAGUCGAACUGAGGCUAGGUUGACAGAGACAUGCCAAAUCUUGGGGUUUCUUAUUACUUUCACUGGUACUCUCUCACAGCACCUUGACCAGAUUACGGCAACGGGUGUCGGAGGAUCCGCUCGCGGAAAGGGGCAGGAAGCGCUCACCGUCGGGGCUGCUGCUCGUCCUAACGCCGCCCGACCUCUCGCGUCAAGCUCCCGCGGAUGA